CGCCGGGGAAGCGGCGGCCUCGGCAGCUCCAGCGGGUCCCUACGCCAGCGGCGACGGCGGCAAGGAUGAUAUCUCCGCGGAGUCGAGGCGGGGAGGUGGCCCGAUUCUACACGGUCACCGAGCCCAAGCGCCAUCCACGGGGAUACACGGUCUAUAAGGUCACCGCGAGGAUUGUUUCACGAAAAAAUCCAGAAGAUGUCCAAGAGAUAGUCGUUUGGAAGAGAUACAGUGACUUUAAGAAAUUGCACAAAGAACUCUGGCAGAUUCAUAAGCACUUAUUCAGGCAUACAGAAUUGUUUCCUCCCUUUGCUAAAGCAAUAGUAUUUGGGCGAUUUGAAGAAGGUGUGAUUGAAGAGAGAAGACAGUGUGCAGAAGAUUUGCUUCAGUUUUCUGCCAACAUCCCCAUGCUCUACAAUAGCAAGCAGCUUGAAGAUUUCUUUAAGGAUGGAGAGGUGCACGAUGGAUCUGAAUUGAUUGGUCCUGCAGAGCCUCUGGUGGACUCUCUGACUGACAGCAUAUCUACCUGCAGUUCUGAAGCUCGGAAGGGUAUUGGUGUCCUUGAUGAAGUGACACUUAGCCAGUCAGAAUAUGGAGGUUUAUCCAGUGACAGUGACUUGAUUUCCUUGACUAUUGAUGCAGAUUCUCUUGUUGAGUUAGAUGAUGGAAUGGCAUCUAACCAGAAUUCCCCCAGCACAUCUCUUGGUCUCAGCUUUGCUGCUGAACCUCCAGCAUUGGCAUCUGCCAUUUCAGACCAUGAAUGGAGCAAAUCUGAGAGGGAGAGGGAGAGCCCGGGUUUAUUCACUGGGAGCUUGAAGGCCAAGCUUGGCAGGAGAGACUACUUGGACAAAGCUGGAGAACUGAUAAAGUUGGCUUUGAAGAAGGAAGAAGAGGAAGACUAUGAAGCUGCAUUUGGCUUUUAUAGAAAAGGAGUCGAUCUACUCUUAGAGGAAGUUCAAGGAGAAUCAAGUCCAACCCGUCGUGAAGCAGUGAAGAGGAAGACUUCAGAAUAUCUGAUGAGAGCAGAAAAAAUUUCUAGCCUUUACUGUAGAUCCUCAUCAGAAGAUGGCUCAAUAUUUGGUCCUCCAGGAUCACUAAGUUCAAGGCCCUCUUGGAACCUAAGGAGCCCUGCCGAGGAACUGAAGGCCUUUCGAGUCCUUGGGGUGAUUGACAAGGUUUUGCUUGUAAUGGAUACUAGGACACAACAGACAUAUAUAUUGAAGGGUCUAAGGAAAAGUAGCGAAUGCAGCAGGAAGAGAAAGACCAUCAUCCCCCGCAGUGUGCCCAACAUGGUGGCUCUGCACAAGUACAUCAUCUCAGAGGAAUCGGUCUUCCUUGUGCUGCACCAUGCAGAAGGAGGCAAACUUUGGUCUUACAUUAGUAAAUUCUUGAGCAGGAGCCCUGAAGAAAGCUUUGAGGCCCCUAAAUCCAGAAAGUCCAGCUGUACCAAGAUACAUUUGCACCAGGCAAGUCCUAGUCCUCAAGAUACCAGCAGUAGCCUUGGCUCCAGAAGAAGUAAUGGGGACAAUGUGUUAAAGGUUUUACCAUUGCAGACCAGUCUCACUCCAAGUUCUCAAGAUGGUAGUAGUAACCAAGAAGAUGGUCAGGAAAGUUCUCCCAAAUGGAUUGACUCUGGGUGUAGUUCAGAGGAAGAAUGCACCACAAGUUAUCUAACAUUAUGCAAUGAAUAUAGUCAAGAAAAAGUUGACCCUGGUUCAUUAAAUGAGGAAUCUGUCCUGAAACCAGAUGAUAAUGUUCUCAUUACCAAAGAGCAAAGAGGCUUCAAAGCACAAGAUGGAGCUGCCACUGGGAAUUUGGAAUCUGCAUUCACAUGUAAGGAAAUAAAAGAUUUUGCUGAUGAUGCGGAUCCAGAAACUGCUAAUCCUACUAUGAUAUCAGAAUCGUUAAAUAAAUCCAAGAAGAGCCCCAUGGAAUUUUUCAGAAUUGAUAGUAAAGAUAGCACCAGUGAACUUCUGGGGCUUGAUUUUGGAGAUAAACUUUAUAGCUUAAAAUCAGAAUCUUUUAAACCAUUUUUUCCCACAUCAGAUCAGGAUAAGAGCCUUGAAGCCAUAGAAAAUAAAUUAGGCCUUGCAUCUCAGGAUACUAUCAGCAGGGGUUCUAAUGACUCUGUGCCUGUGAUAUCAUUUAAGGAUGUAGCCUUUGAUGAGGUUGGUAGUAUUGAUGAAGGAAGACCUGACCUUUUGGUCAACUUGCCAGGCAUUAUGGAGCAAAUGAAAGAAGCUUCAGUGGAUGAGCCAACAAAGCUGAUGGAACCGAAUGGAGACAUCUUGGAAAGCAAACUUUUGGAAACUCCUGAUGUCUUGCAAUUGAAUAGCAGUGCAGAACAAAGCAGAGUGCUUGAGCAAAAGGUAGAGCAUUUGAGGGAAAAAGAAUCAAAAGGACUAUGCAAAGACAAUCAGGAAACAGUCAGGACAUUCCAUACAGCUGCUAGUGACCCAGUUGGUUUUGGGAACAGGACAGCCUUUCAAGGACUUCAAGAAGCAACAUCAUCAUCGUUAGAUGUGUUCAGCAUAAAGGAAAAUGUCUUGGUUUCCAGUACACAAGUAGAUGUUACAGAAGACAGCUUAGAUGUGGACAAUGAAGCUGUGUUGCUGUUUUCCGAUCGUGCUGAAGAAAACAAUAAAGAUGGAACAGCCUCUUCUUUGUCCCACAAAGCAGAAAGCAAAGAGUUGGGUGUGAGAAGUAGAGGAGAGAAUGAAAUACAUCAUUUUUUUCAGGACUUGGAUGAGAGAUUAGCACUAACCUCCAGAUUUUACCUCCCUGAGGGCUGUGUUCAAAGAUGGGCAGCUGAAAUGGUUGUAGCCCUUGAUGCCUUGCAUAGAGAAGGAAUUGUGUGCCGUGAUUUGAACCCAAACAACAUCUUAUUGAAUGAUCGAGGACACAUUCAGCUAACGUAUUUUAGCAGGUGGAGUGAGGUUGAAGAUUCCUGUGACAACGAUGCCAUAGAGAGAAUGUACUGUGCCCCAGAAGUUGGUGUUGUCUUUGAAGAAACAGAGGCCUGCGACUGGUGGAGCUUGGGUGCCCUUCUCUUUGAACUACUUACUGGCAAGACUCUCCUGGACUGCCACCCAGCAGGAAUAAAUACUCAUACCUGUUUGAAUUUGCCAGAUCACAUUUCAGAGGAAGCCAGAUCACUCCUUCAACAGGUUCAAGGUUACCCAUGUCCAAAAGGAAGUGUUUCAUCUCUGGGCUGCAUGUGGCUGACUUUACAGUUGAAGAGUCUGCUCCAUUGGCUACUUUUGCAGUUCAAUUCUGUGGAACGUCUUGGUGCUGGAAUCCCUGGAGUUGAAGACAUCAAAGCACAUCCUUUUUUUGCCACCAUUGAUUGGACAGAAUUAGCUAAGUGAAAAGCUGUACAAGUUGUCUGUGCUUAGGCUAAAGAGUUCUAACAGAUAAUUCUCUUGGCUUGCUGUCAUUAUGAAGACUUUAAGUGUUCCCUGACCAGGAGGAGUAAAUUGGGAAUUGGAAUCAGAGCACCAAAAGGAAUGUUUAAGCCUGACUGUGCAAAAGAAAGAUGUGGUGUACACUGCUGGGGACUGAUCUCAAUUCUUCUUUUGUGUUGGAAUGGUGUGCAGCACUGAUUGCAGGGCAUUACAAGCAGUUGUCGUAGCAUAUCAUGCCAUACAUUUCCUCACCCCCAUUUCAAAUCAUGGGAAUCUGGAUGGAAAAGGUUGGCACCAUUUUUGGAAGUAGCCCUGUGAUUGCAGUCACAUCUAGCUCUGGCGUUAGUGGGAAAUUAUGCAAAUAAGAAUGCACCCCUUGUAUUUUGUUUUAUUUUAAGUGAUGAUGAAGUGUGGAAUUUCUGUUGUACAUGCCAGUGCCUAUUGUCUAUGCCAGCUGAAUAUAGCCCCCUUUUUAUACUUCUGUAACCUUGGCAGAGUUGAAUUUAGGUAGACUAGAGAACAGGGAGAAAAAUAACUUAUCAAUAACAUAUGCUAAAUAAAAUAUUAUGGUGCUUCUGCAAAACUUGACAUGUAAUAUGUCUAAUCUGGGGAGGGGGUGGGGGGAGUAUGAAAGCUAGUAACAUGCAAUGUAAUUCCAAAAUGGUUAAGUGUCAUCUCUCAAAAGAUGGAACAAUGUAAUCUAGCUAUUGCUAUUUUGUGCUUGUUGGUUGCAAUGCAAUGUUUUUUUAAAGCACUAAUGUUUAACCUCAAGUGAAUUAUACAUUUUAAACCACUACAAGACCAAAAGUCUCUUCGGUCACCUACAUAAUGAUUGUUUUAGUAAUUUUAAAUGGACCAAGAAAAUAGAAUGCUGAAAAAUGUAAGGAUGUAUGGAUAUAUGGAAAGCUAGCAUAUAUUGUAUGGAAAUUCAUGCCUUCACAUAACUCUGUGAUAUGGUAGUUUUUAUUUUUUUUUCUUCAUUUUGUUUACAUGGAAAAUGUUUAAAUUUGCAGCAUUCCACUUACAUACACAUGUGUUUUUAUUUGCACAUGUGAGUUCUGAAAAUGUUUUGCCUACUCAAUUUCACUACAAUUUUGUUUCUUUGUUUAGAAACAGUACAUUAGUGUUUUACCAUUGUGAAUCCCUCCUAAGGAGGAGAGUCUUCAAACAACUGUUCUGAGAUUUGGGAGUUUUAUAUUGAAGUGCUCUAUCAGAAAGAAUAUUUGGAAACUUUUCACAAGUACUAGUGCUUCACAAUUUGAAUUCCAUUGCUUGUGCCAUGAACAGGCCCAACUGAAAUGGGAUGAAUGAGAUGUCUGCAAGAGAUUGGUUGUGCUUUUCAUGAAUAUUGUUUUUUUUAAAUAGAUUUGCCAUGAAGCUGUUUCAGAGGACUGCUGUCUUCUGAUACAAUUGGUAUAAUGGAGAUUUGACUAUUGGUCCUUAACUUGCUGAUAAUUUUGUCAGAUGGAAACACAGACUCCAAAAGUUGAGAACAAGACACCUAAAGUUAUAUUUACUUAAAUUAAAGAAUGUUUCUUUUAAAAGGUCAUUGUAUUAGUACAUGUGAAACCUUCUGUAAUAACUAUUUUAGGAUGACUCAUUAAGGUAUUAAGAUCCAAAAACUAUUAAAAUAGCAUACAAACAUG
This is a messenger RNA of Candoia aspera, 5047 nucleotides long. It is a transcript of the gene RPS6KC1, whose product is annotated as ribosomal protein S6 kinase C1. Gene Ontology annotation, biological process: protein phosphorylation. Lineage: Eukaryota; Metazoa; Chordata; Lepidosauria; Squamata; Candoiidae. The coding region runs from base 66 to 3365 and encodes 1099 amino acids. Gene Ontology annotation, cellular component: early endosome. The record is from RefSeq and is a predicted model, not a curated record. The transcript is spliced from 17 exons. Gene Ontology annotation, molecular function: ATP binding; phosphatidylinositol binding; protein kinase activity.